AUCAUAAUCACCAUCAUCAUCAUCAUCUAAGGCUUUCCUCUUCCUUACCUUCUUCUCCAAUAAGAUAAGCAGCAGCAGCAGCAGCAGCAGCAGCUAGUAUUAAGAUUCGACCCCCCUUGUUUUCUGUGUACGUGUCAUGUGUGUGUCAGUCAGUCAGUCGUCAAAAAUCAGCGCUGCAUGUUACUCAUCCAUCCACCCAAUUUCCUUUCCUUCUUCCUAAUUCCUAUUCAAUCUCCUCGGCGCCGCCACAGCGCACCACACAAGUAGGAAACCAACCAUCAUCGCCUGAAAAUUUGUCUGCCAUACCCGAUAAUCACAAUCUAAUCUAAUCUCAUCUCACCCGCAACUUCUGUUUCUUUGUUUUUUGAAUAAUAAUAAUAAUAAUAUCCUAGGCCGCCCGCACUGCACUAAAUAAAUGCAGGUUCUUGGUUCCCAACUGCCUCCAUAAGUAGUAUGGUGCGGUAUGGUAUGGUGCCCAGCUCCUUCUUUUCAUUCCCCCACCCACCCCCCACCUGCUGUCUCUUCUUCUCCUCUCCUCUCCUGCAUCUCACAAAAUCUUUAUCACGGCGGCGGGUGAUAUAAAAACCAGGAGACUAAAAACUCGAGUCCUCACUCCAUUCCAACACUUUGACUCCACUGUCCAGGAUGCCUUUUUCUCUCCUCACUUCACUUCACUUCUCCUAUAAAGAUCCAAUAUUCUGCUUGUUUGGAAGUGCAUGCCUUGUUUCUUUCUCAAUCUUAUCUCUUCUUCACCCCCUACCACUACCACUACCACUACUCUCGCAUCAUAACUACUGUUCUACACUUGCCAUUUCUAGGUUUCUUUUUGCACUCUCCUCGCCUUUAUUUUGGUCAGGAUGAGCCCUUUCGUGCUUUAGUUCUUGACAGAUUCUAAACCGCAGUUUUUUUCCCCCUCCCCCAAGAAAUUUGUUAUUCAAGCUGCCUAUAAUAUGUGUAGUAUGGUUGCCCAACCCCUCAUUCUUUCAUGCCUUUUCCCGUUCAAUCCUUCUUUAGGGUGUUAGUUAUAGAUAUUAUGAUGUUGUAUGAUUGAAGGCAUACUAAUUGAGAUAUGCAAACGGGGGGAAGUUCAGAUACCUUUGUUUUGGUGUUUCUUUCAUGGCUCUUCUUUGCUUCAGAAACUCAUCAGUUGGGAAGCUAUGAAACGCAGGUUCUUCUUCAGCUAAGGAAGCAUUUAGAGUACCCAUCACCUCUCAAUAUUUGGGAUGGCAAUGGUGGUGAUUUUUGCAGCGUUUCCCAUUCUCCAGAGAUGAGUAUCAAAUGUGAGAAUGGUUCGGUCACCGAGCUUAGAAUUGUGGGGAACAAGCCCUCAAAGGUCAGUGCUGAAUUCAAAGGAUAUCCUAUGACUAACCAAACGUUAUCCCCGAAUUUUUCUAUUGAUUCGUUUGUUACUACGUUGGCAAGGCUGGCUAGAUUAAGGGUCCUGAGCUUAGUUUCUUUAGGCAUUUGGGGGCCAAUGCCUGAAAAAAUUCAUCGGCUGUAUUCGCUUGAGGCUUUGGACAUGAGUUCAAAUUUCAUCUUUGGUUCCUUGCCUUCAAAGAUGUCGAGAUUGGUGAGACUUAGGUCUCUGACCUUUGAUGGGAACUAUUUCAAUGACACACUCCCUGAUUGGUUGGAUUCAUUGACGAACCUCACGAUAUUCAGCUUGAAGAACAACAGAUUGAAGGGUCAGGUUCCUUCUGCAGUGUCAAAACUUUCAACAUUGACUGAAGUAGUUUUGUCCCACAACUUGUUAUCUGGAAAAUUGCCUGAUCUGAGUGGUCUGGCCUAUUUGGAGUUGCUGGAUUUGAGAGAGAAUAAUUUGAGCUCCAAGUUGCCUUCUCUGCCAAAUUCGCUGACCAAUGUUUUUCUCAGUGGCAAUUCAUUUGCCGGCAACAUACCUCAGCAUCUUGCCAAAUUGAACCAACUUCAGCGUCUUGAUUUGUCUGGAAACUAUUUGAGUGGAACUCCACCUACUCUGCUAUUCUCUUUGCCAAAAAUUAGUUACUUGAACUUAUCAUCCAAUGCUCUAAGUGGAUCACUUCCACAGCAUCUUGGAUGUGGAUAUGCUCUUAGUCUGGUUGAUCUUUCUAACAACAGAUUUAAAGGCGAGCUUCCGAAGUGCUUGGAUGCUGGUGUAGAUGAUAGGAUAGUUAAAUUUGGUGGGAACUGCUUCUCAGUUGAUGCCAUAAACCAGCAUCCUGCAGCUUACUGCAAGGAUCUUGACGAGGGAGGAACAAAUUCUACAAUGAAGAAAAUAUCAAUUCUGGCUGGAAUAAUUGGUGGAUUUGUUGUUAUUGUGGUAUUCUUCUUGGUUGGUGGUCUUGUAUUUUUCUAUAAAAGACACUAUGCUACGGAGACUUUCGUUCAUCAUACUACGCCUAAGGUUAAGCGAGAUGAUCCACCAUCAGGGAUUUCCCAAGAACUACUUGCAAAUGCCAGGCUCAUUUCUCAAGCAUCCAAAUUGGGAAAUCAAAGUUUUCCAUCGUAUAGAGAGUAUUCAUUGGAAGAACUUAAUGAAGCCACAGAAUGCUUUGACCAAUCAAACUUUUUGGGCGAGGGUUCUAUUGGAAAGGUUCACAAGGGAAGGCUAGGAAAUGGCUCUUUCAUUGCUAUACGAUCUCUGGCUUUAUGCAAAAAAUAUUCAAUUAGGAACCUCAGUUUGCAGCUGGACUUGCUUUCCAAACUUCGCCAUCCUCACCUGGUUGGUCUUCUGGGUCAUUGCAUUGAAAGUGUGAUACAAUGCGACUCCGCCACACGAAGACUGUUCCUUGUAUAUGAAUUUAUUCCUAAUGGAGAUUUCCAUUCUCGGCUUUCGGAGACCUCCCCAGAGAAGGUUUUAAAGUGGUCGGAAAGGUUGGCUAUUCUGAUUGACAUCGCCAAGGCUGUCCAUUUCUUGCACACUGGGGUGAUUCCUCCUUGUUUGAACAAUCAACUCAGGACUAAUAAUAUACUGCUUGAUGAGGACGGGAUUGCAAAGCUUAGCGACUAUGGGAUGUCCAUCAUUGCAGAUGAAACUGAGCAGUCAGGAGUAAAAGGAGAUGCAACUGCUAAAUCAUGCAGGCAUAUGAAGCAAUUGCAGGAUGAUGUUUAUAAGUAUGGAUUAAUAUUACUUGAAUCGCUUGUGGGUCCUGGUGGAAGUGAAAGGGAAACAGGAGAAGCAGCAUAUGUAGUGAAUGAAAUGAGAUCGUUGUCGUGGAGCAGCCAAGAUGGGCGGCGGAAGAUUGUGGAUCCAGCAGUGCUGAGCAGUAGCUCUGAGGAAUCUCUGAGGAUUGUGUUGGGCAUCACAAACAAGUGCAUAUCCUCAGUCAGGCCAUCAUUUGAAGAUGUCCUCUGGAACCUGCAGUAUGCAGCUCAGGUGCAAAGUUCGGCGGAUUCAGAUCAGAAAUCAGAUGCGGCAUCCUAUCAUAGCUUUGGCUAAAAAUAAUAAUAGGAAGAAGAAGACUAUGGUGAAUGAAGUUGUAGGCAGAGUUGAAGCUGUGGAGGUAUGUAUUAUUUGGGGGUUGGGUUUAUAGAAUGUUAGUUAGUUAGAUUAGGUAUCGAAGCAAGCAGAGUUAGUAGAGAGAGAGAGAGAGAGAGAGGGGGGGGGGGGGGGGGGGGGGGGGGAUUGGAUUGAGUUGUACCUGUGGUGGUUCUUGAAUUGAUUGUGUAGUUAUGGUAAGGGUGUGUUUGUUGUG
Andrographis paniculata is the source of this 3674-nucleotide messenger RNA. RefSeq names its product probable inactive leucine-rich repeat receptor-like protein kinase At3g03770. Gene Ontology annotation, molecular function: protein binding; protein kinase activity; ATP binding. Gene Ontology annotation, biological process: protein phosphorylation. The transcript has 7 exons. Lineage: Eukaryota; Viridiplantae; Streptophyta; Magnoliopsida; Lamiales; Acanthaceae. Bases 1070 to 3418 code for a protein of 782 amino acids. The record is from RefSeq and is a predicted model, not a curated record.